Larimichthys crocea (large yellow croaker) is the source of this 2308-nucleotide messenger RNA. RefSeq names its product G protein-coupled receptor kinase 1 a (gene grk1a). The transcript has 7 exons. The record is from RefSeq and is a predicted model, not a curated record. Lineage: Eukaryota; Metazoa; Chordata; Actinopteri; Sciaenidae. The coding region runs from base 276 to 1964 and encodes 562 amino acids. Gene Ontology annotation, cellular component: cytoplasm. Gene Ontology annotation, biological process: regulation of opsin-mediated signaling pathway; signal transduction; protein phosphorylation. Gene Ontology annotation, molecular function: ATP binding; rhodopsin kinase activity.
UGUGUGAUAGAAGGGACACACAGGUUUAGUGAUAGGCUCGUUGAGGGAAACACUGGCUGUCUGCAGCGUGGUUAGGUGUACGAUAUUCUUUGUUUCUGUAGCGCUGGAGGAAGAAGAAAUUCACAUCCUGUCUUCCUCUUAUCUGGAAAUCAGUCUAAUAUCAUCUGCUUCUCUGCUACUUUCCUAUUUUCUGUGCUAUCUGGACCUCAUUUCCAGAGGCUGGCCUCCCUGUAACACUUUCUCUCUGUAGAUUUUGCUCACUUUUUGCCGCAAUCAUGAUGGACGAUAGUGGCAUGACCACACUAGUGGCCAACUAUGCCUACAUCUCAGCCCGCGGGGGUAAUGAUGGAGCUCUUUCAGCCAACCGAGACAAGAAGUACCACGCCCGCCUCAAGCUGCCUCACAUCACAGUAUGUGAAGGCCUGCAGGAGACUUUAGACCUGGGCUUUCAAACAGUCUGUGUUGAGCAGCCCAUUGGCAAACGUCUCUUCCAGGAGUUCCUGGACACCAACAAUGAGUACAAAGGCCCCUGUCACCUGUGGAAAGAUAUUGAGGAAUACAACAUGGAUGAAGAUGAAAAUCGAGUCAACAAGGCGAGCAAGAUCAUUUCCCAGUACAUGGAGCCUGAUGCCGAGUAUUUUUGUCCUUUCCUUCCAGAAAAUGGCAUCACAAAGGUCAAAGAGAAACACCAAGAGGCUGGGGAUGAUCUUUUCAACGAGACCAUGGACAGCGUGAUGGACUUUCUCAAGGAAGUGCCCUACGCUUUCUUCCUGGAGAGCAUGUAUCUGAAAAGAUUUCUGCAGUGGAAGUGGUUGGAGAAGCAGCCCAUGAAAGAGGAUUGGUUUUUGGAUUUUCGUAUAUUGGGGAAAGGGGGUUUUGGGGAAGUGUCUGCCUGUCAGAUGAAGGCCACAGGGAAACUGUAUGCCUGCAAAAAGCUCAACAAGAAGAGGUUAAAGAAGAGAAAAGGUUAUGAGGGGGCGAUGGUGGAGAAAAGGAUCCUGGCACGAGUUCACAGCAGGUUCAUUGUCUCUUUGGCUUAUGCCUUCCAGACAAAAACAGAGUUGUGUCUCAUCAUGACCAUCAUGAACGGAGGAGACCUGAGGUAUCACAUUUAUAAUGUGGAUGAGGACAACCCGGGGUUUGAAGAGUCGCGGGCCUGUUACUAUGCUGCUCAGAUCAUCCAGGGCCUGGAGCACCUCCACCAGAAGAGGAUCAUCUACAGAGACCUUAAACCAGAGAAUGUGCUGCUGGAUAAUCAAGGUAAUGUCCGUAUCUCUGACCUUGGUCUGGCUGUGGAACUGGCUGAAGAUCAGUUUAAAAUCAAGGGCUACGCUGGGACUCCAGGUUUCAUGGCUCCGGAGCUGCUGAAAGGAGAAGAGUACGACUACUCUGUAGAUUAUUUCACUCUGGGCGUCACUCUGUAUGAGUUUAUGGCUGCUAAAGGACCCUUCAGGGCCAGAGGAGAGAAGGUGGAGAAAAAGGUGGUAAAGAAGCGAAUCCUGAAUGAUGCAGUGGUAUAUCCAGAGAACUUCAGUGAGAACGCCCGGUCCAUCUGCGAGGGUCUGCUGGCCAAAGAGGUCGACAAGAGGUUCGGCUUCAAGGAUGGAACAUGUGACGAGAUCAGGAUGCAUCCCUUCUUCAGCGAGAUCAACUGGAGGAAACUGAACGCAGGGAUCCUCACACCUCCUUUUGUGCCAGACCCUAGGAGAGUUUAUGCCAAGAGCAUUGGCGAUGUUGGGGCCUUCUCCACGGUUAAAGGCGUGCAGGUGGAAGAAAAGGACAGGAUGUUUUUUGAUGAGUUUGCCUCUGGGAACAUCUCUAUCCCCUGGCAGGAGGAGAUGAUCGAGAUGGGGAUCUACGGGGAGCUCACAGUCUGGGAAGCCAACGGCUCUUUGCCCAAUGACCUGCGACCUGACUACAUCCCGGAGCAGCCGCCCAAGUCCUCCACCUGCUCGGUGUCGUAAGAGACUAUGAUGCAGGGAUUAUUUUAUAUAAACUGUUUGCUUAUCAGGCAGUCACACUUUAUUUUUAAACACUUUUCAUACAUGAUUUCAGCACAGAUUAGAUGUGGAAUGAAUGUUAUUGAAGAUGAUAAAGUCACCAGCAGUGCAGCUUUAAUAGAUUUUACAUCCUAUGUAAGUAUUCACAGUUCAGUUAUUUUAUUUUUCCUUUCCUACUAUUCACGACAAACCCAGAAAGUGCAGAUCUCUGGUUUUAUAUGACUGCCAUUUGAGCUGACAGCUCGGUGACAUGACACAUGCAUAACUGUAAACACAAUAUAUAAUUGUUUUGCGGCCUCAGAAGUGUA